Sciurus carolinensis (gray squirrel) is the source of this 489-nucleotide messenger RNA. RefSeq names its product dynein regulatory complex protein 8-like. The coding region runs from base 1 to 489 and encodes 162 amino acids. The transcript has a single exon. The record is from RefSeq and is a predicted model, not a curated record. Gene Ontology annotation, molecular function: calcium ion binding. NCBI's taxonomy places the organism in Eukaryota, Metazoa, Chordata, Mammalia, Rodentia, Sciuridae.
AUGACGGAAGAUAAAAUCAAGGAAGAGUUAGUACUAGCAGACUUUCACAAAAAAAUCAAAGAGGCAUUUGAAGUGUUUGACCACGAGUCGAAUAAUACGGUGGAUGUGAGAGAAAUUGGAACAAUUAUCAGGUCAUUAGGGUGCUGCCCUAGUGAAGGAGAGAUACACGAUCUGCUGGCAGAGGUAGAAGAAGAAGAGCCCACUGGAUACAUUCGAUAUGAAAAGUUUCUUCCAGUGAUGACCAAAGUACUGCAGGAAAGAAGAUACAGACCAAUUCCAGAAGAUGUCCUUCUUGGAGCUUUUGAGGUUUUAGAUUCUGCCAAACGUGGGUUUCUUACUAAGGAAGAACUGGUCAAGUAUAUGACUGAAGAAGGCGAGCCUUUCUCUCAAGAAGAAAUGGAAGAAAUGUUGUCUGCUGCAAUUGAUCCAGGAUCAAAUUCAGUUAAUUAUAAGGAAUAUAUAACAAUGAUGGUGAUAGAUGAAAAUUAA